Molecule: messenger RNA, 381 nt
Organism: Coniosporium apollinis CBS 100218
Lineage: Eukaryota; Fungi; Ascomycota; Dothideomycetes
Exons: 3
Source: RefSeq, a predicted model, not a curated record
CCUGUCGAGAACCGCAAGAACUACCAGCUUACUUUGAAGCUGAAGUACCCCCAUGGCUUCCAGUACUCCAUUUUCACGGCCGACUACUGUGGCUUCGCUGCUAUUAAGAAGGGCUCAACUGGCACUUGCAAGUCGACCUAUUACUUCUCUGGUAUGCAGCAGCAGGCCUCCCUUGCAACCGAGUUCAAGGGCCCCUUCGAGGACGACUACCUUAAGCACGACGAGCUGGACGUGGUCUCGAUGGGCAUGCUCAACAUAAAUAGCCAAGUGCGUGUCACGCCCAUCGGCAGCGACAGCGCGAACCUCCUCACGGUCGACUCGACUGACCUCAAGUUUAAGAACAUCUUCGGCCUCAAGUGGCGCAAGUGCCCGGGCAAGUAA